Onychostoma macrolepis is the source of this 3520-nucleotide messenger RNA. It is a transcript of the gene prickle2a, whose product is annotated as prickle homolog 2a. The transcript has 10 exons. NCBI's taxonomy places the organism in Eukaryota, Metazoa, Chordata, Actinopteri, Cypriniformes, Cyprinidae. The coding region runs from base 215 to 2821 and encodes 868 amino acids. The record is from RefSeq and is a predicted model, not a curated record. Gene Ontology annotation, molecular function: zinc ion binding.
GUGGUAAUAUAGUUAUCCAUACACAUAUAACUAAUAUUAUUUGUUUUUGGCUGUUCUCAAGAGGAAAUAUUCUUCGUAAAAAUAAAACCCUGCUAACUCACAAAGUGUGAGUGACCACAAGCAUGAGACAGACAACAGUUGAAAUUUGAUGCAAAAAGAAGCGAGUGGGGCAAAUGGAAAGCAGAGGACUUGAUUAAUGGUAUGAAGUAGUGAUAUGGCUCUGGAUAUGGAGAGGACGGUCUCUAAAAUCAUGUUUGACUUCCAGAGGAACUCAACUUCUGAUGAUGACUCUGGCUGUGCACUAGAGGAGUACGCCUGGGUGCCACCUGGCCUCAAACCUGAACAGGUUCAUCAGUAUUACAGCUUUUUCCCAGAGGAUAAGGUUCCUUAUGUCAACAGCAUUGGUGAAAAGCAUCGGAUCAAGCAACUCCUUCAACAACUGCCACCACAUGACAAUGAGGUUCGUUACUGUACCUCACUGGAUGAAGAAGAAAAGCGUGAAUUAAAGAUCUUCAGUAACCAGCGAAAGCGAGACAAUCUAGGCAGAGGCACUGUCCGACCUCUACCCCUCACUGUAUCUGGAGCUAUAUGUGAACAGUGUGGAGACCAGAUCAACGGUGGUGACAUUGCAGUGUUUGCCUCACGGCUUGGCCAUGGCCUGUGUUGGCACCCUCACUGUUUUGUGUGCUGUUUGUGUUCUGAGCUAUUGGUAGAUCUCAUCUACUUCCACCUGGAUGGAAAGAUCUACUGUGGCCGCCACCAUGCUGAACGACUUAAGCCGCGUUGCUCAGCAUGUGAUGAGAUUAUCUUUGCAGAUGAGUGCACAGAAGCAGAGGGGCAGCACUGGCACAUGAGACAUUUCUGCUGUUAUGAGUGUGAGGCCCCACUAGGGGGUCAGCGCUACAUCAUGCGCGAGGGACAUCCUCACUGCUGCAACUGCUUUGAGUCACUUUAUGCAGAAUACUGUGACUCUUGUGGAGAUCACAUAGGUAUAGACCAAGGUCAGAUGGCAUAUGAAGGUCAACACUGGCAUGCCACUGAAGAGUGCUUCAGCUGUGCUCGCUGCAAUCAGUCUUUGCUGGGUCGUCCCUUCCUGCCGAAACAAGGUUUGAUCUACUGUUCCCGUCUCUGCAGCCAAGGGGAUGAACCUGAGUUGUCAGACUCCUCAGACUCUGCUUUCCAGAGUGCCCGUUCUCGUCAGUCACGCCACAGUGCUCAGAUUGGCAAGGAUGGGACAAAAGGCAAAGGUGAAGGUGUACGACAAUCAUCAUCUGGCCCUACACAAUUGGUCGGGGAUGCAGAGCCUCUAGCUGUUAAAAUGGAUUUGCUGAGCAUCUCCAGCCCAGCUCCCAGCCGUACACCCCAUCGCACACCAACGAGAGCCCCAAGUAGAACCCCAAGUCGGUCUCCAAGUCUGAACCGUGAGCAGUCAGUUUGGGUAAACAGGGAUUCCUAUGAGUCUCAACAAAGAGAUUCCUCCACAUCUCCAAAUCCCCAUCAGCUACGAAGCCAAUGUAGCAUGCGUAGUGCUUACCCUCCUUCUCCCAAUCAGCCACCCAAGAUAGUGAGCAGUCCAGAAUCUUGGUCCAAAGAACAACCUGGGAGUAAUUCCAAAAAGCCUCCAGUCAUGGCUGCUCUGAGGGGCCACUCUUUCAAUGAGAACUGGAUGCACCAUGGCCAGGAACCUGAAUUUCAUGCUCCUAAGCUCAAAACACAAAUGAGCUUCAAUGAAGUAUCAAGCCGUAAUUCUGGAUUUUUGGACAAACGCAGUAUAAGCAUGCAAGGCUUCCCCCGAGAGAUGCGUCCUCCGUUGCUUAGGAGCAGGCACCAAUUUGGGCCAAGCUUUGGUGAACUUACACCACUAGAACAAACACCAAGAGGUUCUGCUGACUCACUGGCCCUUUCCUACACUACAGCAGGAAACUCUUUAGAUGGGACCAACAGGCGUCAGGAGCACUUCUCUCGAUUUUCUAUGCCUGACCUGAGUAAAGACUCUAGGGUAAAUGUGUCUGAUAAAGUUACCAUGGGUACAUUAAACUCAUCAAUGCAGUUCCGCAGCACUGAAUCCCUGAGCUCUGUCCCAAGACCUCUUGCUGAUAUUGGCAUGCCUGUCAGAGUAAGGUACCCUCCUCCACUAUAUUGGGAUUCACCUAGAGGUCUAAGUUUUGAGGAUCCAGUCAAAGGUCACAUUGGUCUUGCAGGAAGCAUGUCCUGUAUGCAGGAAGGUAAUGCCCAAGCAAUGACACCACGGCCAAGACGCACUCAGACACAAGACUCACCCAGACAGCAGCGCCAACGUCAACAUCACCACCGCAAAGGCCACAAAGGUCACAAAUAUCACUACCGCUCCCGCCGCUCUCGGUCAGACAAUGCCCUGCAUUUAGCCACAGACAAUCAGAGUUUCCCUGGGGACCCCAUUCAUAGAUUUCACAAUGACUUUGAGCGACCAUCCGCGUCAAGAGUGUCUCACAAUCUCUUUGGAGCAAAUUAUGGGUAUCGACAACAAUUCUUUAGGCCUUGUCCUCGAACCACCUCUGACCUCACCUUGCAGGAUCCUGGAGGUCCACAGAUUGGACAGUAUAUGGGUAGGUAUGGAGAAACAGUUGAGGAUGAAGAUCAGUUUUGCUCAACCUGUUCCUCUUCGUCAGAGGUGUCAGAGGAUGAUGGUUACCUUCUGGGUGAAGUCAUUCCACGACCAGUGCAGCUGCGAUACUUUGACAACGAGGAAUUGCGACAUCGUUAUAGUCCUACAGUGAUGGGUGGUCACACUCAACUACAUACACGCAAACGGCGGAAGAGCAAGAACUGCAUCAUAUCAUAAGCAAAUGGUAAUGGGAAGUGAAGACUCAGUGGGCACUUAACAUUCAGAAUUUGCAUAUGGAUUUUUAACUUGCGCUGAAAUGUCUUAAAUCGUUGUUCAGUUGCGUUAUUCUUGAAAUGAAUUUGGGAUUACUGGUCAGAAUAUACCAUUAACUCAAAAAAUCUAAUUACAACUAUUGUCUUAUCUGUUUUCAGAUUUUUUGGUUGCGAUUCUGGUUCUAGUCAAGGGUACAUUCUCUCUUUUCUUUUUUCCCCCUUAAUUUUUGGUAUGAUUUUGUGGCAAUACGGUUUACCAUAAUCCCCAUGCUGCUUACUGUUAAUUGUUAUAAAUAGUUUCCUAGUAUGCGCUCUUCAUGGUUUUCAACUUGUUUUAUUAAUGUUGUUUUAAAAUUAAACUUUUUAAAAAUGUUUAUCAUUUUGCUGGGCAAUGUUGGUUAUGGUUUUAAAUGCAAUAUUUUGUCUUUUCCAAAGUCAUUUAAAUACCAUUUACAAAUAAUAUCUUAAAAUUAAUUGUUUUCCUAAUAAUAAAAACUAUAUAUAAAAAUAAUGUAGUAUUGUAAAAGUUCUGUAAAUAUUGUCUUAAAUAUUUCUAUAUUUUGUAUCCUCAGAUGCAUUAUUUGUAUCAUAUUGUAGAGUGUAGAAUUUUAUGGUGACUGCAUGUGUAUCCCCAGUUCAUGUCUUGUAUGUGAAUUAAAUAACU